CACAAAGCUGGGUGGAGAGACAAGAUACCAAUCAAAAUACUGUUUGGAGUUUGCUAGCCAUGCUUUAGCAUACAAGACAUGCUGGCUGAGCACUAGAUAAGCACUCCUUACCUUCUCAUAGAUUCAUCUGAGCCACAGACUCACGCAAUACCCUCUCAUCUGUCAUUUAUGACCCUUGCCAAGAUGCCAGCGCCAAAGUUAGUGCUGUGGCAUUUUUGGUGACGGGGGACAGUGUGCGUGCGGGCGCAUCCAGGCGAGGCCGGAGGAUUGGUGGGUGGACAAACGCACCACGAGGCUUUUUUGGUGGGUGUGGUUGAAGCAUGCGGCCCUGGGCAGGUUCCUGGCGUUGGAUUACCCUGGUGCUGUUAGCCUGGGGCACACUCCUCUUCUACAUCGGUGGUCACUUGGUGAAGGACAGCGAGCACCCAGAGCGGUCCAGCAGGGAACUCUCCAAGAUCCUGGCCAAGCUGGAGCGACUUAAGCAGCAGAAUGAAGAUCUACGACGCAUGGCUGAAUCUCUCAGGAUACCAGAAGGUCAGGCAGAAGCUGGGUCCCUGGCAGCAGGAAGGCUACGCUCCCUGGAGGACCAGCUUACCAGAGCCAAACAGCAGAUCCACAGCUUCCAGAAACUCACCGGAGAUGGCCCCGGGCCCACUCAGGAGGAGCUGCGGAGAAAGGCGGAGAACGGUGUUAAAGAGUUCUGGUACUUUGUGCGCAGCGAGGUGAAGAAACUGUCCAGUGUUGAACCCAGCGAGAGGCAGAAAUAUGCUGAUUCACUCCUGCAGGACCUCGGACACCAGGAGAGGUCCAUCAUGACAGACUUGUACUACCUCAGCCAGGCCGACGGAGUUGGUGAUUGGAGAACGAAGGAAGCUAAAGACCUGUCGGAUCUGGUCCAGAACCGAAUCACUUACCUACAGAACCCCCCAGAUUGCAGCAAGGCAAGAAAACUGGUGUGUAACAUCAAUAAGGGCUGUGGUUACGGCUGCCAGCUGCACCAUGUCGUCUACUGCUUCAUGAUCGCUUAUGGCACCCAGCGCACGCUCAUACUGGAAUCACACAACUGGCGCUAUGCCCCUGGCGGCUGGGAGACGGUCUUUCUGCCGGUCAGUAACACUUGCACUGACCGGUCUGGAGCUUCCACAGGACACUGGUCAGGUGAGGCUCAUGAUAAGGACGUUCAAGUUGUGGAGUUGCCCAUCGUCGACAGUCUCCACCCUCGACCCCCUUACUUACCACUGGCGGUCCCCGAGGACUUGGCUCCGCGUCUUCAACGUCUGCAUGGUGACCCGUCUGUCUGGUGGGUGUCCCAGUUCGUGAAGUACCUGGUGCGCCCUCAGGCGUGGCUCGAGAAGGAGAUCCAGCAGACUACUGCCAAACUGGGCUUCAAACAUCCCAUCAUUGGAGUCCAUGUAAGGAGGACAGAUAAAGUGGGGACUGAGGCGGCCUUCCAUCCCAUAGAGGAGUACAUGCUGCACGUCGAGGAACAAUUCCAACUUCUUGCCAGACGUGUCCACGUUGACAAGAAGCGCGUUUAUCUGGCCACUGAUGAUCCCUCCCUGCUGCAGGAAGCUAAAACCAAGUAUCCAGACUAUGAAUUCAUCAGCGAUAACUCCAUCUCGUGGUCGGCCGGCCUUCACAACCGUUACACCGAGAAUUCGCUAAGAGGCGUCAUCCUGGACAUCCACUUCCUGUCUCAAACCGACUUCCUGGUCUGCACCUUCUCCUCACAGGUCUGCCGUGUGGCCUACGAGAUCAUGCAGAUGCUGCAUCCAGAUGCCUCCUCCUUCUUCUACUCCCUGGACGACAUCUACUACUUUGGAGGUCAGAACGCCCACAAUCAGAUUGCCAUCUACCCGCACCAGCCACGCAACAGCGAGGACAUCCCCCUAGAGCCCGGCGACGUGAUCGGCGUAGCCGGCAACCACUGGGACGGCUACUCCAAAGGCAUCAACCGUAAACUAGGUCGCACUGGCCUCUACCCCUCCUACAAGGUCAAGGAGAAAAUCGAGACCGUGAAGUACCCACUGUAUCCUGAGGCGGACAAACUGCUCAACUCUCAAAACAAGUAGAGGAUAAUAGAAAGAAAAAAAAGAAGAAGAGCAUGGAGAGCCACGUAGUCUCCGGUUGCAGAAAAGGAGGCUGCUUUUGUACAGAAGAGAGGCGUUCUCAUUGUGCUGAGCUGAGAAGAAAAGAAAAGGCCUUUACCCAGAGGUGAUAGGAAUACGAAUGCACUCUGUGUGUAUGUGUGCGUGUGUGUGUGCGCGCGUGUGUGUGCGAGGGAACGUGUGUGCACUUGUGUAACAUAUGUCAGGUCAUGGAAGACUUGCACCCUACCACUGCUCCCCUGCCCGACGUCGUCACGUCGGGUCUGUAGAGACGUAGACGUGAACAUUGAUUUUUAAAUAAAGCAAGAAAACAAUUAAAGUGUCCAACGGACCGAGCUCGUCCUCCUGAGACGACACUGGGACUACUGUAAGACUGGA
Messenger RNA from Nematolebias whitei (Rio pearlfish), 2486 nucleotides. RefSeq names its product fucosyltransferase 8b (alpha (1,6) fucosyltransferase) (gene fut8b). Gene Ontology annotation, cellular component: Golgi cisterna membrane. NCBI's taxonomy places the organism in Eukaryota, Metazoa, Chordata, Actinopteri, Cyprinodontiformes, Rivulidae. Gene Ontology annotation, biological process: protein N-linked glycosylation. The transcript has 9 exons. The record is from RefSeq and is a predicted model, not a curated record. Gene Ontology annotation, molecular function: protein binding; glycoprotein 6-alpha-L-fucosyltransferase activity. Bases 321 to 2072 code for a protein of 583 amino acids.